Myxocyprinus asiaticus (Chinese sucker) is the source of this 1133-nucleotide messenger RNA. Its product is annotated as tissue factor pathway inhibitor-like. The transcript is spliced from 6 exons. Gene Ontology annotation, cellular component: extracellular region. NCBI's taxonomy places the organism in Eukaryota, Metazoa, Chordata, Actinopteri, Cypriniformes, Catostomidae. Gene Ontology annotation, molecular function: serine-type endopeptidase inhibitor activity. Gene Ontology annotation, biological process: negative regulation of peptidase activity. The record is from RefSeq and is a predicted model, not a curated record. Bases 190 to 978 code for a protein of 262 amino acids.
GGGAUUGCAUUGAGCACUGUAAGAGCGUUUCUUGGGAACGAUCGGUCUCCAGGAAGUGCGUGACGUUUACUUAAUCAUAGUCAUUGAAUAGUAGGAGUAGAUGAACAGUUGGAGUGCAAAGUCCGCAAACCAAAACACUCGCUACUGCAAAUUAUCCUCAAAUUAUAAGCGAUUGUCUCAUCUGCUGGAAUGGCUCCACUACUGAGCUCGUCAUGUAGGAUGUUGCUUUUCUUGCUUCUUGUUGGAGUAUGUUUCACGAAACUUACAAGGGAUGGAGUGAGGUCCGAACUCAACAUCUUUCAUCACUCAUGUGCCCUGAAGAAGAAUGAAGGGCCUUGCAAGGCAAUGAAGGACAGGUUCUACUUUGACAUUAACACAGGUCGCUGUGAGCCCUUUGAAUAUGGAGGUUGUCAAGGCAAUGAAAACAAUUUCGAGACCCUGCAGGAGUGUGAGGAAAUGUGUCUUGUGAAAGAGAAUAAGAGUCCAUGCCACCUGGAGGAUGAACCCGGGCCAUGUCGAGGGCUGGUUCCUCGCUAUUUUUUCGAUCACAAGAGCCAGGAAUGCAAACAAUUCUUUUAUGGUGGUUGCUUUGGGAAUGCUAACAACUUCAAGACCAGAAAAGAAUGCCAGGCCCGAUGUAUACUUAAUUCGAACCACAUGGAGGUAAAUGCUCCAGCAAAACCAGAGGAAGAAGAGGCCAAACCUGCCGCAGAACCCUUUGCUAAACGUGAGUUCACACCCUCUGAAAUCUGCAUGAGUCCAAUUGAUAGGGGCGAUUGUGAUGGCUCAGAGAGACGAUUCGCCUACAACUCCAGGAUUGGGAGAUGCCAGAUGUAUCGCUACAGUGGCUGUGGAGGCAACAAAAACAACUUUGCCCACAAGAGACACUGCAUUAAGAUGUGCAUGAAAGAUCACAACCGGAGAAAGCAAAUACGAAUCAAGAUGAGGAACUCAAACAUCUUAUUACGAUCUGUCUAGGACAAACAACAUUGUAUGCUUUGGGUAUCAUGGUAGAGAAAAUAAGAAACAGUAUCUGCCACAUCAUUGCCUCACACAUUAUUGUCAUUCAUAAAUAAUUUAUGGAGUAAUAAUGGAUUUCAACUUGGACUUCAAAUAAAAAGAGAUGUUGCGUA